This is a messenger RNA of Seminavis robusta, 1266 nucleotides long. The record is from the annotation of a GenBank genome assembly. NCBI's taxonomy places the organism in Eukaryota, Bacillariophyta, Bacillariophyceae, Naviculales, Naviculaceae.
AUGGGCAACAUUUGCUUCUGCUGUCCUUCGAACGACGACUUGAAUGAUGACGAUGUGUCGGCAAACGAGCGAGAUGGUCUCCUGCAACGAAGGAAAAAGCCGUCGAGUAGUUCGAGGAUCCUGGGGAUCAUUCCAGUAGACGACGAUUGGGCCGAUGAGAUUUGGUACGAUGCGUUGGAACACAAGGGCAGCAGUAGUAUUCGGAACACGCAUUCCGUGGACAGUGGCAUGCAUUACCACGAUGCGCAAGAAGAAGAAGAAGAAGAACACCAAGAAAAAGACGAAGCCGUCUUUUUGUUUUCCGAUGACGAAUUGUCCAUUUUGAAAAAUGCCUUGGCGGAACAGUUCCCCGACGACAGUCACUACAUGAGCGAUGCCUAUCUACGAUCGGUCGCCAGCAAACCGUACAGCAAAGACCCUACACAACGACGUCCUCUGGAAUACACUCUGGAAAAACUAAUUCACGUGCUGCAAUGGCGACACGAAAAUCGAGCGUCGCAAUUGCCCACGUAUAUUGAUCACUGCAAUACACUCGACUAUAAACAACAACCCAAAUUUGCUCAAGCCAUGGUGGAAUCUCUCAACAAUGGAAGCAUGUAUUGGCACGGUCUCACCAAAGGUGGUCGUCCCGUGCUAUGGAUUCGCACCAAUCGAAAAUUCUGGUAUCCCAACGUGCAAGCCGAAGUCGAUGCUCUCAUUGCCAUGGCCGAUGCCGGAAUUAUGGCCAUGCCACCGGGUGUGACAGAUUUUGUCGUCGUCAGUCACUCGUACAAACCACCCCCGCCCAAUCCAACCUUUGCCUUUCAAAUGUUAAAGGGACUCGUCAAGGGAUAUCCCGAUCGCAUGCAGUCUCUCAUGAGUGCUCCCGUAUCGGGCAUUGUCGAAUUUUGUAUGAAUUUGUUAUUGCCACUCAUGCCAGGACGGUUGGCACAUAAAUUCCACUUUUACAAUGAAGCCCAUGCCGUACAACACUUGACGAGAUUGCUACAACAUGGACUCGAUGAUAUUCCAACCUUUUUGGGAGGACCCAACAAAGAUCACGAUGUAUACUAUCCAGAACAAAACAAAUGUCCCAGUCGGGGUCAAGGCAUGUUGACAUUUGAUUGGUAUGGAAUGAAGGAGCGUCUGCAAGAGCAAUGUGACUUGUUUGCGCAACAACAGCAAGAACAACAACAUCAACAGGAACAACAACAAAAAGACAUGAUACUUCACCAAGGAGACAGUGUGGAUGGGAACAUUAUAGUGAACACUAAUGGUUUCGUUUGA